UUUUGUCCAGUGGGGGAGAAGUAAAAGACCGCAGAAUCGAGUCUUGGCGGGAAAGCCAGCGACUCCAACCGCGCUUACGGGGCUGCAGGACGAAGUAGAGGAGGCCAAGAAGAAAAAGACUGGCAGCCGCUCGCGGGAGUCUUUUACACUCCUGGCCAGGAAACCGAGAUGCAUCGUGAUUCGUGCCCACUGGAUUGCAAGGUUUAUGUAGGAAACCUUGGGAAUAAUGGCAACAAAACCGAAUUGGAACGAGCUUUUGGCUACUACGGACCGUUGCGGAGCGUCUGGGUCGCUAGAAAUCCCCCCGGUUUUGCUUUUGUUGAAUUUGAAGAUCCGCGGGAUGCUGCAGAUGCAGUGAGAGAACUAGAUGGGAGAACAUUGUGUGGAUGUCGGGUUAGGGUGGAACUGUCCAAUGGUGAAAAACGCAGUCGGAACCGUGGCCCACCUCCUUCAUGGGGUAGACGACCUCGAGAUGACUAUCGCAGGAGAAGUCCUCCACCUCGCCGCAGAUCUCCACGGAGGAGGAGUUUUUCCCGUAGUCGUAGCAGAUCCCUUUCCAGAGAUAGAAGGAGAGAGAGGUCACUCUCAAGGGAGAGAAAUCAUAAGCCUUCCCGUUCAUUUUCCAGAUCUCGUAGCCGUUCCAGGUCAAAUGACAGGAAAUAGAACUUCAGGAAGAAUGGUAUACAGGAAGUCACAUUUUGGUCUGAAGACAGUAUGUACAGAACAUUGUUUUGUUUAAGACCUCAUAAAGCUUGGUGCAUUUUAAAAAUGUUUUAGCUGUCAAAUUUUGUUUCUUUUGUAACAGGUGACAUGUAACAGUUGUGAAAAUGUAUAUGGUUUUGAGGAGGACAUUCAAAGUGUAAUAAACCUGUUCUACAUUGUACCCUUAAGCAUAAACUAUGUUAAUGUUAGCCAGUUUGCAGAGGUAAAUAAAUCCUCAUGAAACCUAUAGCAGCAAAUGUUCAUAGUCUGCUGGGUCAUAUUCUAGAAUCUUCAAAAGCUAAACUCAAAUUAACACAUGAAUUUGUAAAUCAUGAUAUUUGCUAUAAUUGUGAAUGGACAAUCUCUGCAGUAUGAAAUGUGGAAGCUUAAUUGGCCAGAAUAAACCAGUGGCAAACAAGAAGAUUGAAAACUUGCAGUUAGCCUUUUUUCUAAAUCUGAGUUCUGAUUUAUGCCAGAAUUACCAUUGUGCAAAAUGUAAAUUAAAUAUUAACACCUUUUUCUGUAGAGCACUACUGCUAAAACAGAUUUGUAAUGCAAAUUAACUGUUGAUUUGGAUAAGUACAUAUAUAUAAGGGUACAUUGUAGAUAGAAAUUUUCCUCAUUGUGCAUAAGUUGUCUUGUCACUGUAAACUCUUGAAGAUUAAAGUUUUUGUUACAAAUCGUUCUAAGAAUUUAACUCGUAUCUUGACAACCAUUCGUGCAAAAUAAAACAUGUAAGUUGACUUAGAUAUAGCUUAAUUAAAAUCUGUUAAUAGUUUGAAGGCACAUUCAAACUUAACUUCCAAGCAAAACUCUAGUACUGUUUGGCUUAGCAUGCUGUCUUCCAUUCUUGUAUUUGAAUAAUAAAAAAUUCCAAGUUUUUAACAUGAAAAGUUAGCUUGCAGUCCUGCAAGUAAAAAUUAAACACAAAAAAUAUUUUUCUUUUACAGAGCUUUACAAUUCCCCCAAAAUAUUGCAUGUAAUAUUUAUCCACAUAAGCCUUUGAUGGUUUGUGAUUUGAAUGCCAAAAUAUACAUUGAUUCUGUACCAAGAUAUUUAUUGAUCUCAUGCAUUUAAAUCCAUGCCAAUAAACCUGUUUUAAUUUCCUCAUACGUUUUAAAAAAAAUAAUUUAAAGAUCCUAAAUGUUUAAUAUUUUUUAAACAAUGUCUUCAAAGGGGGUAUCAAAUAGGAACUUCAUAAAAUUUAAUAUACUCUGUCAAGUUAUAUCAGACAUAAAGCAUUCCAUGCACAGCUCAUCUUUUAGUAGCCCAUUGUGGAAAUAGCUGUUUAAACUAUUAGUUCAGAACUAAUAAACUCAAAAUCAUGUCAUUUAAGAACAUCUGAUAA
Messenger RNA from Notechis scutatus (mainland tiger snake), 2050 nucleotides. The record is from RefSeq and is a predicted model, not a curated record. NCBI's taxonomy places the organism in Eukaryota, Metazoa, Chordata, Lepidosauria, Squamata, Elapidae.